Lingula anatina is the source of this 1547-nucleotide messenger RNA. RefSeq names its product translation initiation factor eIF2 assembly protein. The record is from RefSeq and is a predicted model, not a curated record. Lineage: Eukaryota; Metazoa; Brachiopoda; Lingulata; Lingulida; Lingulidae. Gene Ontology annotation, cellular component: cytoplasm.
UGGGUACUUAAUUUUGAACGACUCCAAGAAGCGCAGAUGUAGAGAACUUUAACUGGAACAAGAUGAAACGGGAGCAAGUCAUAAACUGCAUGUUCUCCAGGUGGUAUCCUAAGUUUAAACAUUUAAGCAUAAAAAGCCACAUCAUCCCUCUUCCAGUGGAGUUCAUUGACUACCUUAAUUCUGAUGGUGUAGUUCUACCCAAGGAGUCUAUUCAAGGUCAAGGCCAGAGCCAAGAAGAGGAGGAAGAAUGGGAUAUGGAUACACCACAUGCAAAGCCUCCAAGUUUUCCUCAGUUUGAAGCCCAAAUCAAGAAGAGUAUUGCAACUUUAGGUGGAAAAGUGUUUCCCAAACUGAACUGGAGUGCCCCAAGAGACGCGACAUGGAUAGCGUUUGAUCACACUUUAAAGUGCACAAAUCCCAGCGAUAUCUACCUCCUACUGAAGAGCUCCGAGUUCGUUAUGCAUGACUUGAAUGAACCAUUCGUAAGAUGUGACGAUUCCGACCCAGAUCACGAGGCGAAAGUCCAAUACGAAAUGGUUCUUCGGAAAUGGUUGGACCUGAAACCAGGCCUGGAAUUCCGAUGUUUCAUCAAGAAAAAUAAAUUAAUAGGUAUUUCUCAGAGGCACCCAUGUGAUUUCUUUCCAUUUCUUGGAAAGGACAACGGAGCCAUUGUGGAGGACAUCAAACUUUUCUUUUACAAUAAGAUUUAUAAACAGUUUCCGGACGAGAAUUAUGUGUUUGACGUAUACAGGAAGUCUGAGCAUAACAUUUUGUUGUUGGAUUUUAACCCUUUUGGUCCAGUAACAGAUGGACUGUUGUUUGAAUGGGAGGAGCUGGACAGCUGGCCUGAUGGCGACUCUGCAAGCGAAGAGGUCCCAGAACCGGUUUUUCGUUUCAUCGAAACAGAGAUGGGUGUGAAACCGAGUCCGUACCAGCAACACGGUAUACCCGUAGACAUGGUCGACCUGGCCGCGGGAACAGACCCACACAAACUGAUAGAUUUUUUACAAAUGAAAACGCAGUCUCAGCAGGACGACUCAUCAGGUGAAGAUGACAGCAGCGAUGACAAACCAGAGGAAAACGUGUCAAACGUCUUAGCAAAGAGGACAGAUGGUGACAACAAAGAUACUAACAAUUCAGAUUCAAAGACUUGCACUGCAGAUUCAGCAACCAUCAGUUGAUUAAAAGCAGAAAUAUCAUAAAAAUAUUGCAAAUGAUGAAAAAAACUGAUAUUUAUGUCACAACCAAUGAAAACAAGGACCAGUUACAUUUUUUUGCAGAUUGCCUUUUUCACAAGGCAUUUCAAGAUACAUUUGCUACAAAAAACAAUGCAAACAUAUUAAUAAAACUUUUUUGUACUAUGUAAAUAGCUUUAUUAAUAAAUAUAUACAUAAUAUGACUAAUGCUUUUUUUAAUGGCUAUAAAAAUUAAUAAUAAAAGCAGAAAAAGAAAUUUCUAAACAUGUUUAAAUUCAUAAAAGAGUUUGAAAAGACAAAUUUGGAGAAAUAAAUCAGUUGAAGUUGAAUGUAUGCACUUCAGUUGAAGAA